Messenger RNA from Limulus polyphemus (Atlantic horseshoe crab), 1863 nucleotides. RefSeq names its product neuron navigator 3-like. The record is from RefSeq and is a predicted model, not a curated record. The transcript has 5 exons. Gene Ontology annotation, biological process: nervous system development; neurogenesis. The annotation marks the transcript as partial. NCBI's taxonomy places the organism in Eukaryota, Metazoa, Arthropoda, Merostomata, Xiphosura, Limulidae.
AUGACAGCGCUCAAAUCCGAGGCUCGGCCCCGGCGCAGUGAACGAUGUUCACAUAACCAAUUAUCGAUCCUUGACGACAGUAGUUCAGUCAGUAGUGGUGUCAGUGAUACAAUUGCCGAGUUCAGCACUGACGACAAUAUGACGGGAUCUUCGGUCAGUUCCGAAACGAAUAUAUUCGGAAGCCUGAAGAGAACUCAACGCGAAGAAGAAGAACUGCCGUCUACGUAUGUGCUGCCAUCUAGUGUUCAUAAAGAUAAAUCAAGUAGUAGUAGGAAAGGAAGUGGGGCUAACACUAAAGAAUCGGGAAAAUCGAACAACGUCAAAAAAACAGAUAGUUCGAUGCAGACGGAGUCCAGUACUUUUCAGCAGAUGUCUUCAGCCUCUUGGAAAAAAUAUCUGCAACAACAACAACAACAUCACCCGUUUUCUGGAAGUAGAGAAGGUAGAUCAGGCCACGAUGGAGUUCGAAACGUCGAUACAGAAGUUGGUAGGUUAAGAGAAAAAAAAUCCAGCUCUUCUGGGUCGUCCAGCAGGAAGAAUAGUGUUUUUAAUGAAUCUGUCGAGAGAUUUAAUGGCAGCGAUGGAUAUAGAUCCAAACAAAACAUCCUAACUACCAGAUCGGAAAAUGGACAACAACGAACCUUAAUGGAGAACGGCGAAAAGCUUUACUACAACGGUCCUAGUCCUAGUCCGAAACCACCCAGAAACUCUCCUGACAACUUGAGUCAAAAUUCAUGCGAAAUCCGAAAGGUUCGGGGCUCUCGACAAUUGGCCGUUUCGGGAGCAAUGGUGGGUAAUGACAACAUGAAAAGAACAACGACUGCCGUUUCAACUAAUAGUAGCGGCGGGAAGAUCAGUAGUUCCAGGGGAUCCGGUGGGAUUGAGGGGACUAACUUGGAUGAAGGAAUAGAACUAACGAGGGGUAAUAGUUUUGGUGUGAAUCGAUCUCGACCUGACCCAUCAAACAUUCCGCUUGACGGUACUAUCUCUAGCCAAACAGACUGCACGCCAAGCACUGCUGUCAAAGGAUCUGAACGGAAAACGAAAGUUAAAGUGUCCGCCAACACUCAGACCAACUCGCAUGACCUCUACGUGCUCGGGUCUUCUGCGUACUCGGACAGCGAGUAUAAUUCCCUCGGACGCAGAUCUGUUAAGAAUUAUGCACUUAUGUCCCCAACCCUAAGUCUGCGCGAGCGCGUGUACAGUGGUAAUCGGCCUGGGGUGAGUGGCGCCUCUACCCCCAGCUCGGACUACGUCACGCUACCUGGGGGUCACCACCAUCCUUCCACGAAAGAACGUUCUCAGUAUUCCCCUAGAUUGUUUUCCUCGCUAAAACCCGGCGAUGGAGACACGGGGAAUUACGUAACUUUGGAUCACCCCGCGGUACUAUCUUCUUUGCAGUUCUCAUCAUCCAGCCCUUAUGUUGGGCUCCGCUACGGUGGGGGUUCUACAUCUGGAUCCAUUUGUUCUGCACCAGUUACCCGAAAAUGUGGAAAUCUAACUGAAACAGAAAGUAUGGAGUCUUUGUCUUCUACAUCGUCUGGUGUCCAUGGUCAGGGGGCGUCGCGAUAUAAGUUCCCGCUGUCACCUGUCAACCCGCUGGCUCCAUCUCUAUGUGGUUCUUUAUCUCAUUCGAAUAUUCGGGGCGCUAGCACUGUUUCUCCUUACAUGGGAGUUCUGCUCUCCAAAGUUUCAAACAAGGAUGACGAAAUGCACGGGUCGUCUCUAUCUCUGGCAUCAACAACAUCUUCGUUAUAUUUAACGACUGACGAGAAAUAUGCUCACGAGAUUAACAAGUUACGAAGAGAACUAGAGCAGGCAAACGAAAAAGUGGCUACCCUGACUUCCCAGUUGACGACCAAU